This is a messenger RNA of Macroventuria anomochaeta, 1777 nucleotides long. Its product is annotated as glycoside hydrolase family 28 protein. Lineage: Eukaryota; Fungi; Ascomycota; Dothideomycetes; Pleosporales; Didymellaceae. Gene Ontology annotation, molecular function: polygalacturonase activity. The transcript has 2 exons. The record is from RefSeq and is a predicted model, not a curated record. Bases 42 to 1361 code for a protein of 439 amino acids. Gene Ontology annotation, biological process: carbohydrate metabolic process.
CUCCUCCAGCUUCCUCGGAACAGUUCGUACGCCAAUCCAAGAUGAGACUGCUCUCACGAUCGCUCACUGCUCUUGUCUUCUCUUGUGUUGUUGCAUCAGCCAGCAUUAAGCACACCAUCCUCCCCAAUGGACGCCAGCAAUGCAUCGUGCAUGCGAACGGUAACCAAACCGACGAUGUUCCUACUAUCCUAGAAGCCUUUAAUACAUGCGGCAAUGGCGGCGACAUCGUCUUUCCCGAAAGCGAAGAGUACUACAUCGCCACAAGACUAAGCCCGAUCGUGGAGGAUGUCCAUAUCCACUGGCACGGCCAGUGGACAUUCUCGCCAGACCUGAACUACUGGAGGCAUAACUCCUACCCUAUAUUCUUCCAGAACCACGCCGCCGGUUUCGUACUCACCGGUAACGGCAUUUGGAUCAAUGGCUACAACACCGGCGGCAUCUUCGGAAACGGGAACACCUGGUACGUCGCUGAAGCUGCCUCACCAGUCGGCGACACCCAACCCGGACGACCCAUGCCCUUCGUCUUCUGGAACGUGUCAGACGUCACUGUAUCCAACUUCUACAUCCGCGACCCGCAACUCUGGGCGAUCAACAUCAUGAACGGCACAAACAUGGCAUUCAGCAACAUCACAGUCAACGCUACCGCACCCACCGCACCCAAAAAUGGAACAAAUUGGAUCCAGAAUACUGACGGUUUCGACACCAUGGACGCCAAAAACAUCCUGUUAGAGAAUUUUGUGUACCAGGGCGGCGACGACUGCGUAGCCAUCAAGCCGCGUUCCUACAACAUCAAGAUCCUCAAUGCAACAUGCCACGGCGGGAACGGCAUUGCAGUUGGCAGCCUGGGCCAGUAUCUCGAGGACUCGAGCGUGGAGAACGUGAUCAUAGAUGGUGUGAGGUUACUCCGCAACGAGUGGCUGCAUGGCUCCGCGCUCAUCAAGACUUGGGUUGGCGUCCUGGUCAACCAGUCCAGUCGCAGCUAUGAGUCGGCGUAUGUGCCGCGCGGCGCUGGAUGGGGGAGUGUGAGGAACAUACUGUUCGCCAACUUUCACGUCGAAGGCGCCGAGGCCGGGCCCGAAAUCAAUCAAGACAGCGGAAACAAUGGAACCAAGGCGUUUCAAGGAAGUAGUCUCAUGGAGAUCUCGAACGUGGUGUAUGCCAACUGGACUGGGUAUUUGCAUCUCGAGGAGGGCGGCAAUGAGACUGCUGAAAUUUCGUGCUCGAAGGUUUAUCCGUGCUACAAUAUCGACUUUAGGAAUGUGAGUCUGAUAGUGGCGGAGAAUUCGACGGACAUCGGUACGGGAGACUGUAAAUUCGUCGAGGCGGGCGGUAUCCACGGGCUGAGUGGUGCGGGAUGUUGAAUCUUGGAAAAGAAAUCCGGUUUAUGUAACAUUCAAUGAAAUAUUAUGUUAACAUGAGCAUAUGAGAACGUGGAGCUACCUCCACGGGAUUGUGUUAAUGCUUGACACUGUAUCCGAUGCACAUACUCGCCGUACGUUCUGCCCGGUCAAGAUUUUUGAGUGCAAUGCUAUACAAGGUGAAUCUGGCAUCUUCCGUCGAGCAGGUCAGCUGCAUCUAUUCUCCUUCUUCUGCGCCGAUGAUGUUGCUGACUAGAGCGCGGGGAAGGUCUCAGUCAGACGGCUACCGUCGUCGUAAGCUCUCAGCUAGAGCGAACCUAGACCUGCUCAUCUUGUAAGGACUCGCAACUCAAAUGACCGAGUCGAACCAUUGAUGUAAGACGAGUAAGGUAGUACAUGAGAUUGUACGCGCAAGGUGG